Molecule: messenger RNA, 5699 nt
Organism: Chelmon rostratus (copperband butterflyfish)
Lineage: Eukaryota; Metazoa; Chordata; Actinopteri; Chaetodontiformes; Chaetodontidae
Gene: herc3
Product: HECT and RLD domain containing E3 ubiquitin protein ligase 3
Exons: 26
Coding region: 234-3383 (1049 amino acids)
Molecular function (GO): ubiquitin-protein transferase activity
Source: RefSeq, a predicted model, not a curated record
UUUGUUUUCUGAGCUGAACCGAAACCUGACGCCCAAUUUCAGGAUGCAUCUGUGCAGAGGGCGAAGAAAAGCAGCAAAUAUUCACAUCUGAGAAGUUCGAGAAAGCUUGGAAGUUACACGAAGAGGAGAAAGCGGGGCUGUUCUCAAGCCUGAACGUUUUUUGUCUUCCUCCAUCUGGCCGUCACUCUCUCUGCCUCUUCAGAUUGGUGCUCACCCCCUCUCCCCUCGCCACCAUGCUGUGCUGGGGGAAUGCAAAGGACGGACAGUUGGGUAUUGGCGUGGAGAGGAACCCCAUGUUUGAGCCAAGGAGCUGUCAUGUGUUCAGUGGGAGGGGACUGAAAGAGGUCGCCUGUGGAGGGCAACACUCAGUGUUCUUGCUGCAUGAUGGUAGUGUGUACACAUGUGGUUCUAACAGCUGUGGACAGCUGGGCCACGACAAACCAGGGACUUUCCCAGAGUUGGUAGGAGCUCUGGACACUCAGAAGAUAACAAUGGUGUCGUGCGGUCGGACCCAUUCUAUGGUGGUGAACGAGCAGGGUCAAGUGUUUGCCUGGGGGGCUGGUGAAGGGGGUCAGCUCGGCCUGGGGACGGCAGAGGCGGCUGUUCGGAUCCCGAGGUUGGUCAAGAGGCUGUGUGACCACCGGAUCUCUCAAGUAAUGUGUGGGAAUCAGCACUGCAUUGCACUUUCUAAAGAUGGUCAGCUGUUCACGUGGGGCCAGAACACCAGCGGGCAGCUCGGACUCGGGAAGGGGGAGCCCAGCAAGCUGUUCCCUCACCCCCUCAAGUCUCUGGCGGGCAUUCCUUUGGCAAAGAUAACCGCCGGGGGAGACCACAGCUUUGCUCUCUCCUUGUCCGGAGCUGUAUUCGGCUGGGGCAAGAACAAAGCUGGACAGCUGGGUCUCAAUGACAAACAAGAUCGUGCCGUCCCGUGCCACAUCAAAUUUCUGAGAUCUCAAAAAGUUGUUCACAUCAGCUGUGGAGAUGAACACACAGCAGCUCUCACAAAGGAUGGCGGCUUGUUUACAUUCGGUGACGGCUCGUGGGGUCAGCUGGGUCACGGCUCCACCAAUAAUGAACUUUUACCCAGACGAGUGCUGGAGCUGAUGGGCACCGAGGUGUCCCAGAUCACCUGCGGCAGGCACCACACGUUGGCGUUUGUGCCCUCCUCUGGCCUGGUGUAUGCAUUUGGUUGUAACAGUCAUGGCCAGCUGGGCACAGGAAUACUGGGGGAUGCCAGAAGCCCAUUUCCUGUCAAGACCAGUUUCCUGACUGGAAAUUUCCAAAGAACAGAUUCAAAACAAUACACAGUGACCAAAAUCAUCUGUGGAGGAGACCACAGUUUCUUGUUGUACGCUAAUGAACAGAGUUUUGUCGCCCCAGAAGACUUCAGAGUGAUUAAUAUCAAUAAAUCAAUCUCCCCAAUCAAUCAUGAAAGAUUAAUUUCAUGGAGGUUGAAGCUGAUGUACAACACGGAUUCUAGUGUCACAAACGACAUCAUUAUUCAACUCUCCUCUACGGCUUGUUGGAACGCCAGCUUCUUGGACCAAAGCGAUGAUGCCCACUUCAAAACCAACCCAAAGAUCCCCGGCAUAGAUCUCAACUCUGUCAGAAUGCUGUUCGCGACGCUCAGCAAACCGGCUUUCUCUGGACUUCUGGAGCAGGCCAGCAAGAGUUUUGAGAGUCUGUUGAUCCCUCAGCUGCCGCGCUCCCCUCCUGACGUCGAGGCCAUGAGGAUCUACCUCAUCCUGUCUGAGUACCCGGCCCUGCAGGACUCCAAGAACUACAUCCGCCUCACUAUCCCCCUGGCAAUGGCCAUCCUCCGUUUAGACGCCAACCCCAGCAAAGUAUUGGAUAACUGGUGGUGUUCCGUGGACGGCAGCGUUUUCACCAGGAUGGUCGACAUGUACAAGAGCAUCGUCGUGUUUAUGCUAACGGGGGGCAAGACGCUGCUCGUGCCGUUGUUCUAUGAGAACUACUUUGUGGCCACGCUAAGGCUGCUGGAGAAACUCCACAAGGUGAACCUGAAGGCCCGCCACGUGGAGUACAACCGCUUUUAUAUCCCCGACAUCACCAGCCUGGUGGACAUCCAGGAAGACUACCUCAAAUGGUUUCUGAGUAAAGCUGAGAUUAAAGUGGGAUCAUCGUCCCCUUCACAGAGUGACUUUCCCUCAGUGAACCUAUGUGCCUACCCGUUCAUACUGAACGCUCAAGCCAAGACGACCAUGCUGCAAACAGAUGCUGAACUGCAGAUGCAGAUGGCAGUAAGCGGUGCAAACCUACACAAUGUCUUCAUGCUGCUCACACUGGAACCCCACCUUGCGAGGAACCCCUACCUGGUGCUCCAUGUGCGCAGGAACCAUUUAGUAAGUGACACGCUGCGGGAGCUCACCAUGUACUCUGAUGUGGACCUCAAGAAACCGCUGAAGGUGAUCUUUGACGGAGAGGAGGCCGUAGAUGCAGGUGGAGUAACUAAAGAGUUCUUCCUGCUGCUGUUAAAGGAGCUGAUGGAUCCUGUUUAUGGGAUGUUCACUCAUUACAAAGAGUCCAACCUGCUGUGGUUCUCAGACAAAUGUUUUGUUGAGCAGAACUGGUUUCACCUGAUCGGGAUCAUCUGCGGUUUGGCCAUCUACAACUCCACGGUGGUGGACCUCCACUUCCCUCUGGCUCUCUACAAGAAGCUGCUGGAUGUGUCGCCGACGCUGGAGGACUUCAAGGAGCUGUCGCCCACCGAGGCCCGGAGUCUACAACAACUUCUAGACUAUGAAGGAGGUGAUGUGGAGGAGACGUUUCUUCUCAACUUUGCUAUCACCAGGGAGAACUACGGGAUGACGGAGGUGAAGGAGCUGAUACCUGGAGGAGAAAGCAUCAGCGUGGACAGAAACAACAGGAAGGAGUUUGUGGAGGCCUACCUGCUCUACGUGUUCUCAGACUCGGUCAGCGAGCAGUACUCGGCCUUCUCCUCUGGCUUCCUGAAGGUGUGCGGGGGGGAGAUCCUGUCGCUGUUCCAGCCCUCCGAGCUGAUGGCCAUGGUGGUCGGCAACAACAACUACAACUGGGAGGAGAUGGAGAAGAAUGCCGUUUACAAAGGGGAAUAUACAGCCACUCAUCCCACAGUCAGACUGUUCUGGGAGGUUUUCCACGAGUUCCCUCUGGAAAAGAAGAAGCAGUUCUUAUUGUUCCUGACCGGCAGCGACCGGAUCCCCAUCCACGGCAUGGAGAGCCUGCGCAUCGUCAUCCAGUCCACCACAGCGGAGGAGCACUACCUGCCGGUGGCCCACACCUGCUACAACCUGCUCGACAUGCCCCGCUACCAGACCAAAGAGAUCCUGCGCCGCCGCCUCACUCAGGCCGUGGAGCAGUACGAGGGCUUCAGCCUGGUCUGAGCAGCUUUAAUGCACUUUAACAGCAAUACGCCACCAGUCAGUGUCAAAGAGUGUGAUGGAGGACUCGGUGACACAGGGAGGUCGCUCUGAUUGUUCAGCAUCUUGAACCUGAAAGGUCUAUGUAUGUAAAUGCAGAGUAUUAUUGUUUUCGUCGCUUUGGGCAAAGUUUCUCAACCCUUUUAGGACCAUUUGGAAGAUGUGCGAUAUUUAUUGAAAAUACAUCACGAUUACAGAAAAAUGGGAUCAUAAACAGUUUGGGACCUGAAAUCAAAGACCAGAGAAGGUUGAGAAAUGUUUGCGUAGUUUUAUUUUUGUCUUUUUUUUGCACAGCGGCGUAUUUUAUAUUCAGCUCCUUAAAUUCUAUUUUUCACCUUUUCAAGAGUUAUGUUAUUACUUUGAGACAAUAUAUCUGCUUUUUGUUACUUUUGAUUUGUUAAUAGAGUGGUUAUUUUUUGACAAAAUUAAAUUGUAUAUAUAAAUAUAAAUAUAUAUGUAUGUAAAUAGCACUUUGAAUAUAAUCUUUACCCUGGACACUGGGAGGAGUGUUUGUCCGCUGAUCCUUUUAACUCUGGACACCAGCAUGUCUUCUCUGCCUGAGCCUGAGGGACAGCAGAGGAGAUCAGCAGGCAGGAGGCUGCAGGAUGAGACGCGGUGGUUAUGGUUUGCAAUCCCUCUUUUCCUUUCGAGCUGUGGAUCACAGAGCAGCUGACUUUGUCUUGAACCUGCAUUCAACAGUGUUGCCUUCUACAGCGAAACCUACACGAAAAGCUGACUUUUACAGUUAUUUUUAAUGGUUGUCGUCUGUGUGCAUGUUCUUGGAGUGAAAGCAAAACCCUGAUUGUCAUUUAAACGUUUGACAUUUUGGAAAAUGCGUUUAUGAGCUUUCUGGCUGAGAGUUAGAUGAUAACAGCUGGUUAGCUUAGCUUACUUUAGCACAAACAGUGCAAACGAGGUGAAACAGCUAGCCUAGCUCCGUCUUAAAUUAAUACGUUAUAUCUUGUCUGUUUAAUAUGUACAAAUAUCAGAGUGCAAAAACGAUCAUUUGUCAUUUUAAAGGGCAUUUUUUUGGUGAGGACCGGUGUUAAACCAGAUUCUGUGACCAAUAGGCCAAAGUUUUGUUGCCACCCACCACAAACGUUUAUUAUGAAUGUAUUUUAUUUUCUGGCCUCCCUUGAUUUGACAGCCUAACACGGUGCAGCCGUAGUAUUUAGAGAGGGUCACAAACGUUGAUCGACAUUCAGGUCGUACAAUCUAGUGGGAAAAGAGCGUAACACCUCUAACUGACUGAAGUCUGGUUGCCUGGCAACUGCGCAAAAGCCCCAAAAUAGUCCGGCACAUGACCUCGUGCAAAACAGCGAAUUGUCGUUUUUCUUUGUACGGAUGAAACUAAUGAGAUUAACGUGUUAAUCUGUGAGAUUCAGAGUUGAUCGUUGUCAGAUUUUGUAAACGCUGCACGGAGCCAGACUAGCCGUUCCCCCUGUUUUCAGUCUUUUUUGCUAGGCUAAGCUAACCUGCUGCGGGCUGUAGCUCCAUAUUUAACAUUAAUGCUACGUCAGAAAGGGAAUGCGUGUGUGUCCUCAAAUGUCCUUGAAAACUUAAUAUAUAAUCGUUAAAAUUAGUAACUGUAAUUAGUUUGUUGCCAAGUUGCAUAUAACUAAAAUGUGACAUUUGUGGCAGGGUGACAACGUGCAUAUUUAACAGUGUGGGCAGAUGAACUAUCAAGUAUCUAGAUAUAAAGUGAAUCGACAAACCGCAUCUAUCAUGUCACUCGUUCCAAAACUUGCCCUGAUGCUGUGUUUAUUCCUACAGUCGAACCUCUUACUGCAGAAUGAUGUUGAAUUAGGCGUGAAGUGUGUGAAACAGUCUUGCAUUUCUAUAUUUUUGAUAUAUUUCAUACAUGACGGUGGUGUAAAAGCGACGUCAGACAGUAAAUGACUUGAUGUGUCCUGACUAACGGGUCACACUGACACAUCCAUUAAGCAAUAACAAGCUGAACAGCCCAGUAAUGUAGUGAAACUCUGGGUUAUUCUUCUAAAGGUCUUAAACACUGGACUCUUCUGAGAUGUUUCUUGGGACAGUUCAUCCUCUUGCUUAGCUCUUUACUGCAUGUACACACACGUUCUACAUGUUCAGUCAGUAUUAGUCUAAUUAAAGCUUAUUUCUCCUGCAGAGUUUAGUCCUAUGCAAAGGUUUGUGCAGCCCUUGACUUUUUUGCACCUUUUAAUGUGCUACUGGAAAUGUGAUUUUUGCAUAUUUGUCUGAAAUCUACACAAAGCUCUCUGUUCCAGCCAACUUUUGAAAUAAAACAAUACAGUG